UCUGCCUGGACAAACAUCUGCUCGUCACUCGUCAGUGAAAUAGCAACCGCUAGUGCUCCCAUCGGUAGCCAACUUGCCAACAACCACCUCUCCUCGCUCCACUGAUCACUGCCUCCUCUCCCUUGUGCUCGCGCCAAGCUGACCAAGCUGAGCCAACCAUGCCACCGCACGCAACCAAGGAGAUCCUAGCGCCCACGCCGGCUGCAGCCUUCCUCGACGACGCGCUCGCCGCGGCCCGUCCCUUCCUGCGCGGAGAGGAGGACCAGGUCGACCCGGCUCUGCCCGACCUCGCCGCCGUCCUGCGCGCCGCGGGCGCCGGCGAGUGCUGGCACAAGCACGGCACCUUCCUCGCCCACCUCCUCGAAGUCUACCGCAUCUUGCGCCUCUGGCGCGCGCCCGACGCCGUCGCCCGCUGCGGCCUUUACCACUCCGCAUACUCCAACUCCUACGUCAACCUCGCCAUCUUCGACCCAGGGACAGCACGCGACCACGUCGCCGGCGUCGUCGGGGCCCCGGCAGAGCGCCUCGUCCACCUCUUCUGCAUCGUCCCGCGCCAGCAGCUCAUCCACGACGACCUGCUCUUCCACUACACCGACGACGACCUCCUCGCCGACCUCGAGCGCUCAGAGGCGUCGCUCCAGGACGCGCGCCGCGGGGUGUUCGACGACGCCGAGCCCUGGCGACGCAAGAUCCAACAGCUACUCCCGGCCGCCGGCAUCACUGUCAAGCACAUCAGGACAGGGGAGGAUGUGGCACUGUCCAGGCGCGUAGCUGCAGCGUUCCUCCUCAUGACCAUGGCAGACUUCAGUGACCAGCUGUUCGACUGGCAGGACCGCCUCUUUGACAACACCAACGGCCGCCUUGAAUUCCGUGGCAACACCUGGACCUCACUCUGGCCUGGCACUGGCAAGCCCGGCCUUUGGGUCACCUCCAUCUCCCGCAUGGGCGCCCUCCACACCCUCAUUGUUCGCGAGGAGCAGAUAUACCUUACUCACCGAGCACAUGCCACCGGCCAAGAAGGCGAUGGCUCCACCAACCGUGACGAGGACAUCGAUCUGGUGAUACCCCCGGUGUUCCACGGCUGCACCAAAGUGCUCAACGCUGACGACCAGAAGGUGGCGCGAGACCUCUACUGGGAGGCAAUAUGCGGUGGCGACGAUGAGGCGACGGACUGGCACAAAGUGGAGCAGCUCCUGCAGCAGAGCAUUGCCAAGAACCCAUUUGUAGGAGAGCCUCGCCUAGUCCUUGCACAGGUAUACCUCAACAUGGAGAGGCAUGGUGAGGCACAGAAGCAGGCAGAGGAAGGUCUGAAGCUGUUGCUGGAGUGGGGCAGCAGCUGGGACAAGAGAAUGCCAUGGGAGGGGUGGGUGUCCUGGGGCAGGGCAAUGCUGAUCAAGGCCAAGGAGAAGGAUUGGCCUCAUACCUCAUUCGGCAUCCUCAGCCUAGGGCUUGUCAAGUGAGGCCAUGCAGAUCAGGAGCAGCUUUCCCCUAAUGGCAGCUCGUCUGUGUGUCCGGUUGCUGAUGGAGAGAGAGAUAGGCUGCAGCCGCUAGUGCCGAUCCAUCCCUUGCAAUGCUGUCUUCUCAGCACCAAUUGUUACUGUUUAGCACCAGUUGUAUGAAAUAAUAAACCUACGACGGAUCAACAUGGAGAAUUGUUAGAAUUUAAUGGACACGGGAGACAGAGUUUAUCGUGGAAAAACUCUUUAAUGUGAAGGGGAAAAAUCACGGGAGAUAAUUUCAACUAUUUGGUAUAUGGUUACCUGGUACAAGCGUGCCCAUUUAUAGGGUUGUGAAGGCGGCGAGGGACCUGUACUGGGAGGCCAUCUGCAGCAGCAACAAGAGCGGCGAUGCAAAGGGGUGGACGCGCUGCUGAGGGAGAGCAUAGGGAAGAACCCGUUCGUGGGGGAGCCGCCGCUGGUGCUGGUGCUGGCGCAGGUGCUGCUCAAUACGGGGAUCGGAGGUACGAGGAAGCGGCGGAGAGCGGGUUGCGGCUGGUGCUGGAGUCGGGGAGCAGCUGGGACAAGCGCAUGUCGUGGGAGGAGUGGGUGAUGAGGGACAAGGCGAAGCAGAGGCAGUGGCCGCGCACGGCAUGGGGUGUCAUCAACCUCGGACUCGUCCAAGGCGUCGCCAACGGCGGCAACUGAACUGAUGGAUAUGCUAGCUACUUGUACGUCUUCGAUCUAUGCAGCUUGCGAUCGACUACGUGAAGCUAAGCUUGCUUGAUUCAGUAGGCCGCCCGUGGAGAUCUAUGUAUCUAUCUGUCUAUACAUGCGUUUCACACAGCAGCAGCAGCAGCAGCAGCAGCAAGGAGGAGGAGGCCCCGACACUGGCAUGGCCUCCCUAGGCUCGCCCAUUCUUUCCCAAGCUUUCAGAUGGCUCCCUCCAUGAAACAGCACUGCAAAGUAGCAAGCUCCAAGAGGCUGCAUUUUAUUUAUAUAUAUCGCAAGUGAUGGAUGGAUGGA
This is a messenger RNA of Phragmites australis (common reed), 2462 nucleotides long. RefSeq lists its product as uncharacterized. The transcript is spliced from 2 exons. Bases 159 to 1460 code for a protein of 433 amino acids. The record is from RefSeq and is a predicted model, not a curated record. NCBI's taxonomy places the organism in Eukaryota, Viridiplantae, Streptophyta, Magnoliopsida, Poales, Poaceae.